AAAUAAUAAAAUUGAAUAGAAUAAAAGAAAAUUAUGGAUAGAAAUACAGAAACUAAUUUAGAUCAAAAAGAAAAAUCUAGUUCCAAAAACAAAAAUUCUACCUCUUUGGAUGGUGAAAUGGGUGUACAAAUGAAAAAGUCUUCCUUCACACUAAAGGAACAAAACAGUGGCAAUAUUUUAACUGUGCAUCAUACAAUUAAGGAAAAUAAUAAAAUGUUACGUAUUGUUUUGAAUGUUUGUUGUUUCGAUGUGCGUGGAACACAUAUGUUGGCCAUUGAUAGGAGGGGUUGUAUUUUUGUUUUCAAUUUUACCUCAAAAAGGUAUUGGCGACAUAAUGAAAGAGUGCAAAAGCCUAGUGUGGCUGUAGCUUCUUGGAAGGAUCCUAAUCAAUAUGUUAUAGGCACCAAAGAGGGUAUUCUAGUGCUAUUAGAUGUGGAAAAACCCAAUCUACUUAAGCAAAGCAAAAUUUCCGAAGAAACCAUCAGUGAAAUUUCAUUUCCAGGCCAACCUUUGGAACCGAAAAAUCUAGCUAUAAUACGCACUGGUCACUCAGCACUUCUCAUGGACUUGGAUACGUUUAACUGCUCGUAUCGUUUAGAUUUCGAUAAAAUUAUUAUGUCUCUAAAAUUUGCUUCCUUUCUACCCAAUUCGGAACAUAUAAUGACUGCUUUCACCAAUGAUACUUUACACAUAUGGUCUGGCGUUACUUUAGAAGUUGUACGCAUUAUUUAUCCCCUUAAGCUGAGAGAUAAAAAGUUACACUCUCAAGAACAAAAUCCAGAUAUUAAAGAUAUACCGGAAUUUUCCCUAGAUUCAGCUAUGAAAGAUGUAACAAAACAAGCCGAAUGUUUCCCCAAAUUUAUCAAUAAAAAUCUUACGGAUGGUUUAAUUAUUUCGUAUGCCUAUAAAACUGAAGGCUCUGCAUUGAUAUUAUCCACCUGGGAUAAUUAUUUAUUAAUUUUAAGUGUUUAUACCUUUGAAAUCAGUCUCAUGUAUCGCUUAAAGGAUUUUGUGUUAUUACAGUUGGCCGUUUUGUCUAAACCUAAUGACACUUUUGUGCUGGGCCUAACAAAUCGUAAAAUGAUAGUUUUAUUGGAUUGUGAAAAUGUCGAAUAUAAAUUGAUAGUAGAUCUAGGGCCAUCACGUUAUUUAUCAAUUUCUUUAGAUAACAAGUAUUUGGCAAUUUCCCAAAUAUCAGGUGAAUUAAGUGUUUGGUCUUUGGGACAUUUGUUGGCGGUUUUAAAAUCACAAAAGAACUGUAUGUCUCUGCUGAGAACAGCCUUUAAACAAAAGAAAACAGUAAAAAUGCCCUGCAAUGAAAGCGAAAGCCAAUUUCAAGAGGAGCUUAAGAAACUCUUAACACCCCAACGUUUACAGCAGAUUUUACAAGAAUAUCAUUGUUAUCCGGCCAAAUAUCGUCCAAUAAUAUGGUGUUCUUUGUUGCAAUUGCCCAAUAAUCGCCUACAGUACCAGGAACUUUUACAAAUGGGUGUGCCCUCGGCAGUUGAUAUGCAAGCCAAAAGUAUCCACAUAAAAAAUGCCACUUUAAAAAGAUCUCUAAUCAAAUGCUGGUCUUGCCUGUCGCAAUGGUGUAAAGUUUUAGCAUACAGCGAAAUAUUGCCAGGUCUUAUAUUUCCUUUUGUGAAAAUGUUCCAGCAAAAUCCUCUUACUGCAUUUGAAGUAUGCUGCACUUUAAUACAAAAUCAAUUUCAGUUAUUUUUCGAAUAUCAUCCUCUAGAAGCCACCAACUAUUUGGGUUUAUGUACAAAUAUUCUCCAGCACUUUGACAAUGCUCUGUUUGAAUUCUAUAAAUCAAAAGAUAUUUCAGCUUCAAUAUUUGCCUGGUCUUUGUUGAAAAAUGCCUUUUCCGAAGUUUUGGACGAAGACCAGUGGCUGCGUUUGUGGGACAAUGCCCUCUCAGCUCCACCCUAUUAUCUCUGUUUUGUGGUGGUAGCCUACAGUAUUUUGCAAAAAGAACUCAUCGCCAGACUGCCGGAUAAAAAUGUUAUAGAAAUAUUUUUCCAAGAACAAAAUCCCAUAGAUGUUAAUAAAUUAAUUUCUAAAGCAUUUAAAUUAUUAAACAAAUGUCCGGCGUCUUUACAUCCCCAGAGAUACUUUUCGCCAUUUAAAGCCUUGCCAAACAAUGUUUAUCCGAAAUUCUUUAAAUAUCCGCAAAAAUGUUUAAACAAAUACGAGGAAAAAGUUGAGGACUUGCAAAAAGUUCACACCGCUUUGGAUGCCCGUAUGCGUGAGUUAGAAUUGGAGGAAUUGCAUUUGCUGCAGCGUCUGGAGAAUGGUUUGCGCCAGGAAGAACAUACAAAAAGAAUAAAAGAUAUUGAAGCAUAUUAUCAGAACACUAUAAAACGAGAAGAGGAGCGUAUCAAUUGCCAGCGUAAAAUGUUGUUAUUGUAUCAAAAGGAGAUACGACAGCGCAAAGGUGAGGUGGUGGCAGUUCUUCAGGAUUCUUCAAAACGCAAGGCUUUGCUACAAAAGGAACGAGAAUUGCAUUGUUUACAAAAUCACAUAGAAAAUGAGCGUAUGCGCAAUGAUUUAAACUUAAUGUGGGCGGAGGAGGAAUUAUAUAAUCAAGAUAUGGAGUUGUUGUCUCAAAAAUCCCUAGAGCAAUCUUUAACACAACCCUUAAAUAGCAAAUAUUAUGAUGAAAUUAAAACACUCUGCCAGGAACAGGAGUUGUUGAAUAAUGAUCUCAAAAUGAUUACUUCCCUCAAUAGUCCCCAAACUACCAAUGUUAAUAACAAAUUGCCUAACCACUAUUUGGAUGAUUUAGAACGUAAAUUAGACAAUAUUCAGUAUGAAUUCAAAAAACUAACAAAAACAACAUAAACAUUAUGUAAUAAAAUGGCAAUAGAUGGAUGAUGAAUAAGGAAAACGCCCAUCAAAAGCUUAGUAGCGUCUAAAGCAUUCUUUAUUUAAAUUAACCAUCAUUGAUUUACUUAAA
Molecule: messenger RNA, 2959 nt
Organism: Calliphora vicina (urban bluebottle blowfly)
Lineage: Eukaryota; Metazoa; Arthropoda; Insecta; Diptera; Calliphoridae
Product: TBC1 domain family member 31
Exons: 6
Coding region: 34-2844 (936 amino acids)
Cellular component (GO): centrosome
Molecular function (GO): protein binding
Source: RefSeq, a predicted model, not a curated record